Molecule: messenger RNA, 1530 nt
Organism: Penicillium cataractarum
Lineage: Eukaryota; Fungi; Ascomycota; Eurotiomycetes; Eurotiales; Aspergillaceae
Gene: pigc
Product: phosphatidylinositol N-acetylglucosaminyltransferase
Exons: 2
Coding region: 1-1530 (509 amino acids)
Biological process (GO): GPI anchor biosynthetic process
Cellular component (GO): glycosylphosphatidylinositol-N-acetylglucosaminyltransferase (GPI-GnT) complex; membrane
Source: RefSeq, a predicted model, not a curated record
AUGACUCCACCAUCCUCAUCGCUGUCGCCAAUUCCCCCGCCCAUCCCCGUCGACACGCAUCCCAAUCGAGCCCCAGGAUCAAGGCCUCCUGAGCACGACCGCAUCCCUGACCCUGAUCGUCUGGCGCCGGAGGACGCUUACUUUGCGCCGUCUCUGUCCCGAGUACGCUCGGCGCCUGCGAACUAUGAGGAAAGCUUGCGCUCCUUGAAUGGGGAUGGCUCGGGUGUUGCAACGUUGCGGCCGACGCGGGGGUCGCUUGGCGCGGAUUUGACCCGCAAGGACGGCAGGAAAUUGGGUGCUGCUGGGCCACGACGAAGGCGAAAGGGUGCUUGGAAGAAGUUGUUAUGGGUGAAACAGUCUUAUCCCGACAACUAUACCGAUACCGAAACGUUCCUGGAUCAUCUGCAACGGAACCCUCGAGUGCGACCCUACGACUUCUGGCCUCUUGUAUCCGACUCUACUGUCAUUGUUCAACAUGUCUGUUCCGUGGUUAUCUUUGUCUGCUGUUUUGUCGGCAUUGUUCAGGACCGUGUGAGUCCCGUUUCGAUCGUCUGCUGGGGUAGCGUCGGUACCGCCAUGGGCUGGAUCUUGUGGGACAAUUGGAUAUGGCAAGAGCAAGCCGAACUUGCCCAGAGUCUCAAUGCUGCGAGUGCUGGUGAUGACGGGUCCAGUUCGAGUUCCAUGACCAGCGCGGCCAACCCGUCAAGCAAUGAACAACGGCCGAAUGGCACUAAAGGAAGUCCAAUCCACGGCCUCGGACUGACAAUGUCUGUAAACGAGUCGAAAGAACAGAUGUCACAACUCACUGCAGAAUUCAAUGGCAGCCUUGAAGGAAUUGGGGAUCCGGCUCUACGCCUUGGAUCUUCAUCUACCACGCCUAGUAUUACUCUUGGCAGUACAGAUGCACAAGACAAUGAGCGAGCAUCGCUUUUCUCAUCACGCAAUCGCCAACGCCUAUCAACUGUCAAAUCGGCGUUCUUGAUCUACUUUUCCUUGCUGGGACUCAGCCCCAUUCUAAAAUCACUCACCAAGUCUACCGCGAGCGACUCAAUCUGGGCGUUGAGUUGCUGGCUUUUAAUCAUGAACAUAUUCUCCUUUGACUACGGAAGCGGGGAGGGCGCUGGCGCCACAACCAAGUUUCCGGCUUCUCUUUCCACGAAUGCUGCGGUGAUGGCAUCGACAGUGCUUGCCUCCCGGUUGCCUUCAACGACACACGUGUUCAGCCUGAUGCUGUUCUCUAUGGAAGUAUUCGGGCUAUUCCCGAUUUUCCGCCGCCAGCUACGACAGAAAUCUUGGACUGGCCAUGUCAUGCUAACACUUGCUUUGGUCAUUAUUGCCGGGGGAGCUGUUGGCACGACACUGGGUGGCGGCUGGGCUUCCGCUGUCAUUGGGUCUUUCCUUGGAAGCCUCUUGACGGCGUUCUCCAUGGGUGGGUGCAGCUGGUGGCUGAUCAGUCUGCAGAAGUACAAGAAUGUGGUCAUCGGUCCUUGGGAUCCAGCACGUCCUAUCAUUCGACGACAUUGGAACUGA